Molecule: messenger RNA, 1735 nt
Organism: Pseudopipra pipra
Lineage: Eukaryota; Metazoa; Chordata; Aves; Passeriformes; Pipridae
Gene: TUBB3
Product: tubulin beta 3 class III
Exons: 4
Coding region: 156-1508 (450 amino acids)
Biological process (GO): axon guidance; mitotic cell cycle; microtubule cytoskeleton organization
Cellular component (GO): microtubule; cytoplasm
Molecular function (GO): GTPase activity; structural constituent of cytoskeleton; GTP binding
Source: RefSeq, a predicted model, not a curated record
CGUCAGCGGCCGGCUCGGUGCGGCGGCGGGCGCCUAUAAAGGCGGUGGCGGCGGCGGGUCCGCCCCCCGCGCUCCCGGUGCCGCUCUGCUCCGGUGCCGCUCCGCUCCCGGCCCCUGCCCGCUCCCGUCCCGCUCCGCUCCGGCCCGGCUGCACCAUGAGGGAGAUCGUCCACAUCCAGGCGGGGCAAUGCGGCAACCAGAUCGGCGCCAAGUUCUGGGAGGUGAUCAGCGAUGAACAUGGCAUCGACCCCAGUGGCAACUACGUGGGGGACUCGGACCUGCAGCUCGAGCGCAUCAGCGUCUACUACAAUGAGGCCUCUUCUCACAAGUAUGUGCCUCGUGCCAUCCUGGUGGACCUGGAGCCAGGGACGAUGGACAGCGUGCGCUCAGGUGCCUUUGGCCACCUCUUCCGCCCAGACAACUUCAUCUUUGGGCAGAGCGGUGCCGGGAACAACUGGGCAAAGGGGCACUACACGGAGGGGGCCGAGCUCGUGGACUCCGUGCUGGAUGUGGUGCGGAAGGAGUGCGAGAACUGCGACUGCCUGCAGGGCUUCCAGCUGACCCACUCGCUGGGUGGGGGCACAGGCUCGGGCAUGGGCACCCUGCUCAUCAGCAAGGUGCGGGAGGAGUACCCCGACCGCAUCAUGAACACCUUCAGCGUGGUGCCGUCCCCCAAGGUGUCGGACACGGUGGUGGAGCCCUACAAUGCCACGCUCUCCAUCCACCAGCUGGUGGAGAACACGGAUGAGACCUACUGCAUCGACAAUGAGGCGCUCUACGACAUCUGCUUCCGCACCCUCAAACUGGCCACCCCCACCUAUGGUGACCUGAACCACCUCGUUUCAGCUACCAUGAGCGGUGUCACCACCUCCCUGCGCUUCCCUGGCCAGCUCAACGCUGACCUCCGCAAGCUGGCUGUCAACAUGGUGCCCUUCCCGCGUCUCCACUUCUUCAUGCCGGGCUUCGCCCCUCUGACAGCACGCGGCAGCCAGCAGUACCGUGCCCUCACCGUGCCCGAGCUCACCCAGCAGAUGUUCGAUGCCAAGAACAUGAUGGCUGCCUGCGACCCCCGCCAUGGCCGCUACCUCACCGUGGCCACUGUCUUCCGUGGCCGCAUGUCCAUGAAGGAGGUGGACGAGCAGAUGCUGGCCAUCCAGAGCAAGAACAGCUCCUACUUUGUAGAGUGGAUCCCCAACAAUGUCAAGGUGGCUGUGUGCGACAUCCCACCGCGGGGGCUGAAGAUGUCCUCCACCUUCAUCGGGAACAGCACAGCCAUCCAGGAGCUCUUCAAGCGCAUCUCAGAGCAGUUCACAGCCAUGUUCCGCCGCAAAGCCUUCCUACACUGGUACACAGGUGAGGGCAUGGACGAGAUGGAGUUCACCGAGGCCGAGAGCAACAUGAAUGACCUGGUGUCUGAGUACCAGCAGUACCAGGAUGCCACAGCUGAGGAGGAGGGAGAGAUGUAUGAGGACGACGAGGAGGAGUCGGAGGCACAGGGUGCCAAGUGAUGCCUGAUGCCACCCCCCGACGCUGCCCGCGGCCCCCCUGGCUUCGCGCUGCUGCACCCCCCGGGUGGUGCCCCCCCUGCCGUCCCCUCAGUGUGUCCUGCCUCCCUGCCCCCCUGAGCCAGCUCGGCUCCCCACCCCUCCGUCCCACCUCCCCCUCUUUUCGUUUUUUACUGGUUCGUGUCUAUUAUUUUUUUUGAAUACUUAAUAAAUUUAUUGCUGUCCAGGUA